This is a messenger RNA of Trichechus manatus latirostris (Florida manatee), 2007 nucleotides long. RefSeq names its product chromosome unknown C9orf85 homolog (gene CUNH9orf85). The transcript has 4 exons. Lineage: Eukaryota; Metazoa; Chordata; Mammalia; Sirenia; Trichechidae. Bases 425 to 826 code for a protein of 133 amino acids. The record is from RefSeq and is a predicted model, not a curated record.
ACAGUUGUACUGUGCCCUUUAGGGUCAUUAUGAGUUGGAAUCAACUCAGCAACAGUGGGUUUGGUUUUGAGUUUUUUUUCACAUCUCUGGAAUUCAUUUCCUCUUCAAGUUUGCCAAAACAUGGUAAAGUAAGGUGCACAGUUUUCGUUCUUUCUAAAACUAUUUCUAACCAUGAAAAUCAAGCUUAAUUUUGUAGUGCCUGUUAGUCAUGUGAACCCUGUACAACAUCUCCAUUUAUACUGCUUCACACAUCACUCACAGGACAAGUUCCCACAAAGACCUCCUUUGUUCUACUGUAGAUCCAUCCUAAAGAAACCAGUUUCCAAACUAUGCACAGUUUUGUAAAUCAAGAUGAACUUGUUAGAAAUUGGAUACAGAAACAAGCAAGAAACCAAAUCCACGCUUCCUUGUUAAUAAGCAGAGAAUGUUACAUGUAAUAAAAUUGCAGAAAAUAAAUGCAAAAUUUCAUGAUGGAGUAUGUCAACACUGUAAAGAAGUUCUCGAAUGGCGUGUAAAAUAUAGCAAAUACAAACCACUAUCAAAGCCUAAAAAAUGUGUUAAAUGUUUACAAAAGACAGUGAAGGAUUCUUAUCACAUAAUGUGUAGACCUUGUGCUUGUGAACUUGAAGUUUGUGCUAAAUGUGGAAAGAAAGAAGACAUUGUUAUUCCGUUUAUUAAAGAACCAGAAAAGACAGACAAUAUUGAAAAUAAUCGAGGUUCAAACUGUAGAAGCAGCAGCUGCAUAAGGAAUGAAGACGAAAGUGAUGGUGGUUUAGAUUUUGAUAUUGAUUUAGAUGGCACCGAAGAAGACAAUCAAGUGAACUAAUAUAAGUACAUUAAGUGUCAGUCUGAGAACAUGAAGUUCUGAGCAACUGUUGACUUUGAAGGCUUUGCAAAAACUACUGUGAAACUGGAAAACCUAUAGAAAAUAGGCAGCAUUUAUACACGGACAGCAUAAACUGUGUGUGAUAAAAUUUGAGUAAUUAUAAAGCUUUCAUCCAAUUUUCUUAUAAUACAUUUUUAAUUAGCAUAUGCUAGAAUAUUUGCCAAAGUGAGUAUUGAGAUAUUAAAUUACAGUGUGUGGAAAUUAUUUAGAAGACUGUUACCUAAUGUCAAACUAAAAAUGAUUCAGAAUUGAUGGUUACGUAAGGACUACCUCAUGUAAAUAUAAGACUUCUUAUGUUGCUAGCCUCAAAAAUUGGCCCUCAGUAAUUACCUUUUAUCGAUUGAUCUCAAGUAAAUAGUCCACAUAGCAAAAGCCCCUUACUUAACAUUUGCUCUCUAUAAAGCAAAAACACUUUGUUACUUUUUUAUAAUAAUAGUUAAUGAGUUUAUAACAGUUUUUUUUUUAAAGUAUUUUUGCAUACCUUAACACAUUUUACCUUUUUUUCUCUUGUGAAAUAUACAUACAGGAAAAAAUGCAAAACUAUGUAAGUACAGUUUAACAAUUAUAAGGGAAAGUUCAUACAUCUGUCACCCAGAAGAAAUUGUCAGCACCAGAAACCCCUUAUGUGGCCUUCCCUCAUCACAAGUCCAUCCUUCUUUCCAGAGUUGACACUAUCCUGAAUUUUGAUAAUUAUUUUCCUUUAUAGUUUUACUACUCAUGUGUGUAUUCCUGACAAUGUAGAUUAUCUUCAUCUGCCUUUUUUAACUUUUUCCCUAUGUUUUAUUUGGAAAAAUCUCAAACGUACAGAAAAGUAGCAAAAAUAGUACCAUGCACAUUUGUAUACCCUUGGCCUAGAUUCCCAAAUGUUAACAUUUUGCCACAUUUUCUUUAUGUUGUUAUUGUUGUUAGCUGCCCUUAAGUUGGCCCCCAACUCAUGGUGACCUCGUAUGUUACAGAGUAACACUGCUCCAUAGGGUUUUCAAUGGCUUUAAUCUUAUGGACUUUCUUUCGUGGUGCUGCAGGGUGGAUUCAAACCACCAACCUUUCAUUUAGUAGCUGAGCGCAAACUGCACCACUUAGGGACCUUUAUCUCUCUAUGGAUAAAUAAAAAACCAAACCCA